Molecule: messenger RNA, 2166 nt
Organism: Dermatophagoides pteronyssinus (European house dust mite)
Lineage: Eukaryota; Metazoa; Arthropoda; Arachnida; Sarcoptiformes; Pyroglyphidae
Molecular function (GO): nucleic acid binding
Source: RefSeq, a predicted model, not a curated record
UUUGUUGUUAAUUAUUUAAACAAAAAACAAACAGAAAAUCGAUUUCGAUUGCUGUCUUUGUUUGUGUCAUUUGAUUGAACCAUUCAGAUUUGUUACAUCAAAAUCAUUGAAAAUGUCUGUUCAAAAUGAGUUGAAUAUUGAAGAAUCCAAUGAAACUGUUAUUGAAUCAAAUUUCACUAUAAAAUCAAAUUUUUUUCGUUUAAAUUUUGUACCAAUCAUUAUUUAUAAAUAUAGUGUUCAAAUAUCACCAGAUAAUUAUCCUAAAGAUGAUUAUGAUAAAAUUAUAAAAUGUUAUAUUAAAAAAAAUUUUUUAUCAUGGCUUGGUUGUUACUAUGAAGAUGGUUUUAUUUAUUCAAGUACGAUAAUCAAUUUUCGUGAAAUAGAUUACAAAUCUAUUAAAUGGUGUUGUGGUUUAUAUUAUAAUGAAUUUUCAAUAUAUUUGAAACAAAUUGGCCAAUUCAAUUCGGUUAUUGAAGCUGGAAUAAAUUUGCAAAAUUUUUUUCUAUUCUCCGUACAGAAAAAGAAAAAAUUAAUCGAUUCCGGUAUUUUUAUUCAAAUUGACGAUAGAAUUUCAGUUGGUUUCCGAUUAUCAAUCAAUCUGAUUAAAGAACCAAUGAUUUUUAUAUCAAGACAUCCAGUAUUAUAUAAUGGAAAAUAUCAUAUUUCUAAUAAUUCAUUGCCCAGUGAAAGUGUUAGUGCAUUCAAUGAAGAAAUGAAACGUUGUCCAAAAGAAGAAUUUGAAUUUUUUAAAAUAUGUUGUGCCGAAAUAGAAAAUUGUGUCAAAUCAUUCGGAAUCAAUAUUGAUUCGGAGCCGUUCGACACAAAUGCAACAUUACUUUUUCAUCCAGAACUUAUGCCAGACUCGCCGGAUAAACCAUUCUUCAGCAAACCAUCUAAGAUGAUAAAUUUUGCCAUUCUUUGUUUUCAUCCAUUCGAUUCAGAUAAAAUGAAAAAACUUGAAGAUUCUUUUGUUAAAAAAGCCAAAAAAUUUGAAAUGAAUUUUGAAAAAUGUUUCGAAACACAGUUCGUUGACAUUCAAAAUGAUUCGAAAAUUGCAACAGUAUUUCAAAAUUUGAAAAUCCGUGAUAUUCAUUUUGUUUUCAUUGGAUAUUCUCAACGUUCAAGGAAAAGUUUUGUGGUUGAAAAGAUCAAAUCUCAUACAACUAAUAACCGUGGACUAGUCACUCAAAUAUUUAUAAUUGAAAAAGUAGAUAUGAUUGUAGAUAUACCAAAAUUUUUCGACCAUUUAGCAAUUACAUCAUGUUUGAAACUAGGUGGUCAACCAAAUAUAAUCGAUCCUAAUUAUUGGAUUAUUUUUCCUUUUGAGCCACAAUCUACUAUGAUAGUCGGAACUUCUUUUCAACAAUUUAGGCUCGAUAAUAUUCGAGAAGAUAUUUUUUUGCAUUCAAUCGUAGCAUCAAUGGAUAAAAAUUUCUGUCAAAACAUUUGCAUCGAACGAUUUUCAAUAGAACCAAACGAUGAAAAGCUCUUUGAAGAAAUGUUUCGAAAUUCAUUACAGGAAUAUCAGAAAGAACAUGGCGAAUAUCCUAAAAAUAUUAUCAUAUUUCAUGGAAAAAAAUAUACAGAUUUAAAAUCUGCUGCUAAAUCAAUCGAUGAACGAAUAAAAAUGACAAGCUUUUCGGUAGAUAAAUUUACACCUAUUCGUUUUAUCAAGAAUGAUGAUGGAAAUGUUCCAAUUGGAACUUGUGUUAAAUUGGUUCAGCUUGACGGUUGGCCAAAAGAGUUUGUCAUUUGUACUGAGAUCGGUGCUGAUGGCGGGCGAUGCAAAACAACACAAUAUACAGUCAUCAAUGAUGAUUCGGGAAUGUCUGAUAUUCAAAUCAAACAUCUUUGUUAUGCAAUGUGUCAUUUUUAUUUUGAUAAUUUCUAUAUCAAUGAUAUACCAUAUCCACUUGAAUUGGCUGAAUAUUUUGCAAAAUCAGCAAUUACAAGAUGCCUUGGUCGAAAUGAACUCAAUCCAAUUGAUUCGAUUGAAGAAGUUUUUGAAAAUUUUUCCCGUAAAGUUCGUAUUCAUGGUUAUCGUGAAUAUCCUGUUGAUGAUUGAUUGAUUGAAUAAUAAUAAUAUAAAUUCUAUUCGGGUCAUAUAUGGUUAUGGAUGAAAAUCUAAACAUUCUGAACAGACAACAACAACAACAAAAAGAUUAC